This is a messenger RNA of Panicum virgatum (switchgrass), 1104 nucleotides long. RefSeq lists its product as uncharacterized. NCBI's taxonomy places the organism in Eukaryota, Viridiplantae, Streptophyta, Magnoliopsida, Poales, Poaceae. The record is from RefSeq and is a predicted model, not a curated record. The coding region runs from base 1 to 1104 and encodes 367 amino acids. The transcript has 2 exons.
AUGGAGGAGAAGGACCCCGCCGUGGCCUUCCUCCCUGAUGAGGUUUCCCCACUGUGCGAGGAUAAGGACCGGGAGAUGGUGCUCCGCCUUCAUUCGGUGAUGGAUGAGCGGGGGUUGGCCCGCCUGCCGCCGCCUCCCCCUCCCGGCGGGGCUGUUGGCAGUCUGGUGCCCGGAGGGAGUGGCUGCCCAGGCACGAAGGAAGGCACGCCGGAGCCGAGCCAUGGGGGAGCCAUGCGUCCGCGCUCGGUUUCCCCCAUCCUGGUGGACUACCCGACGGCGUCUCCAUCUCCCCUGCCGGCGGUGCGGACCGCGCCCGCGGGGGGCUCAUCUUCCACCACUGCCACUUCAGGGCAGGCCCCUGCCCCAAAGCAUCCGAUGGUUCUCUCCCCUCGGUGGCGGAUGAGGCCCAUGGUCGGCGCCAUGAGUGCUUCUGGUGGCGCCGUGGCUGGCGUGGCGCCCGCCGCUUGCCAUGCGAGUCUGUCAACGAGGAGGGAUGCGACAUUGGUCGUGCUUGCCGCGGACGAUGCGGAGGUGGCUGAUAUGGGCGCGUCAAGCCCCCACGCCCCCGUGGCCGGGCCCCAGGAGUCAACACUCCUGCCGGAGAGCGCAGCAGGGGAGCCAGUCCUCACCAUCAGGGUAGGGUCUUCCAUAGCCCAACCUGCCCCAACGGCUCUGCAUCGUCCCGCCGAGGAGGGUGCAGCAGGCGAGGCGCCGUGUCAGGAAGCGGCGGUGCAGUCACCCCCGACCUUGGCGCAGGUUGUUGUGGCGAUGGAGGCCAUGGUUCGUGACCUGCGCAUCCUCCAAGCUAGCGGGGAUCUGUCCGACGAGCUGGCCUCCCACCGGAUGGCUUGGGAGCGCGACCUCCAAACGCGCGAGGAGGAGCUCCAUUGCCGGAGUGAUCAGGUGCAGCUGGCGCUCAUUGAUGCCGCCUGCCAUGAGGAGGCCUUGGCGACACAAGAGCAGCGCCUUCAGCCGGAGCUGGGUGCCACCUCGUCCGCUAGCAGAAUCUCUCUGUCGGCCUCGUUGAGCUGGAGGAAGGCUAGCCCGCAUCCGGCAGCAGGAGUCCGAGCUCCAGGAGUGGGAGUGGCGGCUCUCGGAGAAUGA